AUGUCGAACAACAGUACAGACGACUAUGACUAUGACGAAAUGCCAUAUCUUUGUGAUGACAUGGACUUUUCAACUGUGAAUGCUGCCUUCUUUAUUGUGAUCUUCAUCAUCAGCGUCACAGGCAACAGUCUGCUUUUAGUUGUUCUUGUUUGCUACGAGAACCUGAAAAAUGCUACAAAUCUGUUUGUCCUGAACCUUGCAUGCUCAGAUUUGGUCUUCACUGUCACCCUUCCAUUCUGGGCUGUCGGGCACCUGCACCACUGGGUGUUUGGUGAUCUUGCCUGCAAACUUCUGACUGCAGCUUACUUUGUUGGUUUGUACAGCAGUGUCAUUUUACUGACUGCCAUUACUGUGGAUCGUUUCAUAACAGUGGUGUUGAACAAAUGGCCGCGCAAACCUGUAAGGGAGAGGUGUGCAGUGGGUGUCUGUGCAGCUGCUUGGAUCAUCAGCUUUGCUGCAUCCCUGAGUGAUGCCAUCAAUGUGAAGGAAUUCGCAAAUGGUGAAGAAUUAUCUUGUGAAUCUGAUGAUCUUGAGCUUAACCUGAACUAUUAUCUCCAAGUGUCAUUGCUUUUUCUCCUCCCACUUGCCAUCAUUAUUUUUUGUUAUUCUGCCAUUCUUAUAACAGUUUUGCAGUUUUCAAACAGAAAAAGGCGCAGGACUGUAGUGGUGGUGUUAUGCAUUGUUGCGGCCUUCUUCGUCUGCUGGGGACCUCACCAUGUGUUACUUUUUGUUGAAACUUUGUAUGAACCCGAAGGCUGUGAUGCAGAGAAAAGCUGGGAUAUUGCCUAUCAUACUUGUCGUAUACUUGCAUAUUCACACUGCUGUAUGAACCCUCUACUCUAUAUGCUCUCACAAAACUUGCGAAGACAUCUGUUGAAAUUUUUACACUGUGAUAAUGGCAUGAGUAGGAGCAUGGAGAGAGUUACUAGCCAUUCAGGUAUUAGACCACGAACCUCUGAAGUUAUGGUGGACUUACAAUCCAAAUAG
Messenger RNA from Scomber japonicus (chub mackerel), 987 nucleotides. RefSeq names its product chemokine XC receptor 1-like. The coding region runs from base 1 to 987 and encodes 328 amino acids. Gene Ontology annotation, cellular component: membrane. The record is from RefSeq and is a predicted model, not a curated record. The transcript has a single exon. Gene Ontology annotation, molecular function: chemokine receptor activity. NCBI's taxonomy places the organism in Eukaryota, Metazoa, Chordata, Actinopteri, Scombriformes, Scombridae. Gene Ontology annotation, biological process: G protein-coupled receptor signaling pathway; chemotaxis; immune response.